Molecule: messenger RNA, 1777 nt
Organism: Sphaerulina musiva SO2202
Lineage: Eukaryota; Fungi; Ascomycota; Dothideomycetes; Mycosphaerellales; Mycosphaerellaceae
Product: glycoside hydrolase family 125 protein
Exons: 2
Coding region: 140-1777 (545 amino acids)
Biological process (GO): carbohydrate metabolic process
Source: RefSeq, a predicted model, not a curated record
GUUGCUGUCAAGCAAGGAUCAAGGCCGAAGCUGUCGAGUGCUCGGCACUCAGCAACCUCACCUGGUGAAACACUCCCGUACAGUCGCGAUCGCAUUGGCAAACCUCAAUAGACUGGGAAAAAGAGGCCAAGUACGAACCAUGAAGACUCCUUCGACUGCAGCACUCGCAGUGCUGGCCAGCUUGUGCUUGAAGGAAACAGCAGCAUUGAGCGACAAAGGGACAUCCAAGGCGAAAUACCAGGAGGCAUGUCCAGCAUAUGAGCACUAUUCCAAAUAUCCGCACUACCCAUUCAGCGAUGGGUCUAUGGCUCUGCCAUAUCAACGGCCCUCUAAACACUGCCGAACGUUCGAGUCGGACCUCGUAGAGAAGGUCAUCAAACACAUGACCUCCAGCCUCGUAGACCACGACCUCGCACGACUCUUCGAGAACGCCUUUCCCAAUACGUUAGACACUACAGUACGAUGGCAUGUAGACGGCACAGAGAAACACACGGAAACCAAUGGGAUGCAGCAGAUGUUGGGUGCACAACCAGGUGCCUGGAAAGGUCCACAAAGCUUCAUUGUGACAGGUGAUAUCAAUGCUGAAUGGCUGCGGGACAGCACAAAUCAGUUAGCGCAAUACCAGCGCUUAGCGAAGAAGGAUAAGAAGAUUGAAACUUUGAUACUGGGAGCUAUCAAUACACAAGCAGAGUACGUGAUCGAGUCACCGUACUGCAAUGCUUUCCAGCCACCGCCUCCGAGCAAGCUGAAAGCAAGCGAUAAUGGACAAGGAGAUAGUGUACAUCCGGCAUAUGAACCCAGCCAGGUGUUCGAGUGCAAGUAUGAGCUGGACUCAUUGGCGCACUUUCUGAGACUGGGUAAUCAGUUCUACGAAAGUACCGGCUCCACUGCCUUCUUGACGCAGCGCUGGUAUCAUGCUCUGGAGAGCCUGCUCAGAGUGCUUGAUCAGCAAAGUCAGUCGACUUUCGACGCCAAGACUGGGAGGUUUAUCAAGCAGACCUACCGCUUUCAGCGAAAUACGAAUACUGGAACGGAAACAUUGAACCUCGCAGGCAAUGGCAAUCCUUUGAACUACGGCACCGGUCUGAUCCGCUCUGCCUUCCGACCCAGUGACGACGCCACAAAUCUUGGCUUCUUCAUUCCAGCCAACGCCAUGAUGGCCGUAGAGCUGAAGAAGACCGCGGAGAUGCUCGCUGCGGCAGGCAAACCCAAAGUCGGCGACGAGCUCAAGGCUCGAGGUGAGAGCAUCGAGAAAGGUGUGUGGGAGCACGGAGUGGUGGAGCACAAGAAAUGGGGCUCCGUUUUUGCUUUUGAAGUUGAUGGCUACGGCUCAGCCAUCAUGAUGGACGAUGCCAAUGUCCCCUCUCUCCUCGCUCUGCCAUAUCUUGGCUUCGUGCGCAAAGAAGAACGCACGUACCAGAAUACACGCAAAAUGAUUCUAUCCAAAGAUGGCAAUCCUUACUUCCUGCAGGGGAAAGCGUUCAAGGGAAUUGGAGGACCGCAUAUUGGAUUAAACAAUGCCUGGCCCAUGUCCUUGUUGGUGCAAGCCAUGACGAGUGACGACGAUGACGAGAUUGCGGAACUGUUGGAAGCAGUAAAGAAGGCGAGUCCCUUAGGACUGAUCCACGAAAGUGUAAAUGUGGAGAGAAUCACCGACUAUACUCGCAGUUGGUUUGCGUGGGCGAAUUCGGUUUUUGCCCAGACGAUUCUUGAUAUUGCGGAGCGGAAACCCCAUUUGUUGUUUAAGCCUGGGACGAAGCCGUAUGUGGUCAGUUAG